Aplysia californica (California sea hare) is the source of this 5671-nucleotide messenger RNA. RefSeq lists its product as uncharacterized. NCBI's taxonomy places the organism in Eukaryota, Metazoa, Mollusca, Gastropoda, Aplysiida, Aplysiidae. Gene Ontology annotation, cellular component: acetylcholine-gated channel complex. The transcript has 6 exons. The record is from RefSeq and is a predicted model, not a curated record. Bases 141 to 875 code for a protein of 244 amino acids.
UGGUUCCUGUCGCCAACCACAGUGGGUAUCGCCUUGUUUGGAAUGCUGUCGAACCUGUAGUGUUCCUGUUCAGUCGGUGUUUAUUUUCUUAACGUUUGAGGCAGUCACAGUGAAGGAAGAGCCCUGUCACAAGCAAAAAGAUGAUGUCCAUUACGUUCCUUGCGUUAUUUGCUUUGAUGCCAUAUGUAGCCCUUGGUCAGUCAUCGCGGCUUGAAUGGGCACCGGAGGACAUGUACAACCCAAUAGAUGAGCCCGUAAAUUGUGGCCUUCGUAAGAAUGAACCCAGCUACAUUUGUGAUCCAAACAAAAUCCUUGGGGAGCAUGUGAACAGUUUCAACUGGAUUCUGCGCGAUGCGGCGUACAACAGCACCAAAUGUCCUUGCAGCAACUACUACUGUGAAACUGAGAGGGGACCGACUGGCUACCGCAUCAGCAUUGCAAUUGUCAAGAAGAUGAAAAUUCAGACAAACAUUGACGGUCGUCGCAAUAGCCCAGAGGACCAGGCCCAGCUGUUUGCUUACAGGCUGGAAAACAGUAAAUGGAACUUUGGUCGCUGUGAGGAGGAUAUCGUCAUCUUUUACUCUCAUGAUGACAAGAUGUUGGCUAUGUAUGGUGGCUCUACAGCUCUGAAGAAACUUACCCCUUACUACAGACAGCUCUUGGCUUACAAGGUUGGGCAACGCUUUAACGAGGGCCAUAUUGUGGAGGCUUUCAAUAACCUUCUUGUGGAUCUCAAGUUGGUUUUGAACUGUGAGUCGGAAAGCCAUGAUUGCAACUUGCAUCAGAUCCGUGAUGGUGCUGGAUUUAUCUCUGUGUCCAUGGCAGUCCUCUCAAUGAGCGUCGUCAUGACAGUCUACAACAGUAUCUGGUCAUAAGAGUUCACGAUUCAAAUAUACAGCUUGAAACCACAUGAUUAUACCCAGUCUAGCUCCAUCAUUUCAUUUCCAUAAAGAAAUUUUUGGGUCCUUUCUUGUCUUUGAUGCUCGACAUGGCCAGUAAACCUGAAUUAAUUGGAGCAUUUGUUUUAAAACACAGGUUGGUACACAUUAUGCUCAACAUGGGAAUAUAUGUAGCCUGCUUCUAAACACAGCUGUUAUGGUUUUCAUGCCAUAGUUGUGAUAAGAGAGAAAGGAGUAGAACUUUCUUGUAUGAGAACAGCGAGCAAAUAUUUUAUGUUCCAUUUUCGAUCACCAUGACAAUGUUUCAGUCUUUUUAUUUAUGGUGAACCUUUAAGUGUUCUCUGGACAAAAACGCCCUCUUUCAAUUGUUUGUUGGUGCUGACAAGGUAUGAUCAUGUGAGAUUCAACCAAACCCUCUUUCACUGAGUUUAAUGUUCCAGUUAUGGUAGAAGAGGAAAAUAAAGAGCAUUCAAAAGGCUUUUAAGGAAAUAGCACUUUUUUUUUUGGUUUAAGUGUGCUAACAUGGUUGUGAAUUAGAGGUGCUUCCUUUUUUUUUCUUCAGAUUUUCUGAAAUAUGAAAUGCAGUGGAUAUUAUAAAUUUUAAGAUAGCAAAUUAUGCCCCUUCUUUUCUACACUUCAUCAACAGCAUUUCCCUUUUGUUAUUGAUCCGGUAAAUAUUGGAAAUGCGGAUUUAUAUUGAUGUUACCCCUAACUAAAGUUGGCAACAGUUUUUUAACUUUCUUGACAUAGCCUACUUUUAAGAAUCACUUGAUAUGAUUGUAUGCUUUUCUAUGAGGGCUUCCUGUUAGCUUAAAAUGAAAAAGUGAUUGAGGGAAAAAGCUCUUCAAGGGUACUAGGCACUGCUUUUUGAGACCGCAGUUGGCAAACUUUUACAAUGUUGAUGAUUUUCUGAGAAAUAAGAGAAGUUUAUGAAGCAUUAUUAAAAUCAAGAGCAGUGAGUCAAGUAUAUUUCAAUACUUUAUACUGAAAAAAAAAAAUUCUUAUUCUGACUAGCAUGUCAGAUCCCUCCCUGUUCAGGCAGCUUUGUGCUGUUUCAAAAGAUGCUUAUGAUUAUAAAACGUAUUAAUGAGACAAGUUUCUGUUUUGGGUGGACUCUAAUUUAGAAUUUUUAGUCGGCUACUUAGCCUGGGAAGGCAAGGUCCUUCUAGACUUAAAUGACUGCUGCGAUGCCAUUGCAAUGUGCAGUAUACCGGACUUUUAAGAUUUUGUGCUUUUGCCAAUUGAAAGGAAGAAGCAAGGCUGUUUCACUGAGAGGAGGGCACCCCAAUAGCUCAGUUUGCAUCAUGCUGGGUGACGGUGGUUCAAAUCCUCAACAGGGCAUUCUUGAACUUCCCUUGUUCGGGGAGUUUUCAAUGCUCUCCAGCCUCUUGUCUCAGUCCUAUUAAAGAUGGACACAAUUUAGAGGAUAUGCUCCUUUAUUCAAGCAUGUGAGAUGGGGGUUUCCUAUGGUUUCUUUUAUAUUUUUCGUUGUCAGUGGCCAAACGGUUGGUGUUGAUGUUUUUUGCCCCUGUUAAUUUACUCUUACCAAAGGAGAUUGAAUGAUGAAUUUGUCAUAAAAAAGAUUGUGCAGUCCCUGUUUUUCGAAUUAUUUUUGUGCUCUUCUAGAAAGAGAAUCACUCAUACUGAUUUUAAUGUUUUUUUAUGUGAUUGAUAUUUUGAAGGGAAAUACUUAAAAGUUUCAUUUGUUUAUAAAUGGAUGUUUUCAAGAACAACGGAUGCAAGCAGUGCCAGCUAGGUGCCUUAAUGAGCAUUUUCUAAAUUUUCCAUUAACACAGGGAAUGAUUUCUUUGUUUGUGACCAGCACUCCUCCUUCUGUGAAGUGAAAAUGACCCCUCACCUUUUCAUUUUGGGGUGAUUUGAGUCACUAUGUGUUGUGUAUCGUAGGUACAGUGAAACCCCAUUAAAAUGUGGCCUGUGAAGUUGAAGGGGAAAAAAGCAACAACUUUCCGAGCAGUUCAAUUGUACAUUUUUACUUUUAACUCUUUGUUCAAAGUCAUUCAAAUCUUUUAGAGAGUAAAACCAUAAAGAUUUUGGUAUUUUACUUUAUUUGAUCAUUUUUUUUGUUUGUAUCCACAAACUGCCUUCCUUAUUUUCUACAUUCUUUCCGCCUACCUUACCCUGGGUGAGAGCUGCUAGUAGGUUUUGAUUCUCUUUCUGUUUUGUUUUCUCGCACUAAAUGACUGUUGUCAUGUCAGUGUGCAUCUCCUUUUACUUGUGUCUCUUAACCCACUCUCGCCAUAACACCAGUGCAAUCUCCGUUCCCUUUGAACUUAGCAGAGUUACCUCAUUUCUGGCUCAUCGCAUACUCAGGAGUAGUGGAGAGGGUUUCAGCUACAAGGUGUAAGCAUCAUGAUAUGAUCCAGAGUACAACAAAUAGGUCAACUUCGUUUAAUCAUACUUUUUAUCACCUUGAGACAGGGUAUUUUACUGCAUAGAACAAUGUCAUAUGUAAAGCAUUUUUCUUCCAAGGCUGUGAUUUGACCUUCCAAAAGUCUUUUGAAAUGUGCCCCCACCCCCCUCCCCCCUCUAGGCUGAGAAGUUUUAGCACUCCUGGUAUAGGUUAAAGUUAAAGUGAUAUAGACAAAUAUUUAAAGUUCACAUUCCAAAAAUAUAUUUAGCAGGGGGCCUCCUGUGUUAUUUGUAUUUGCUUAGGGAUGCAGUGUAAUGAGGUUUCACUGUAUUUUGCAAGUUAUUUGUUACUGAAUGUGUAGUAUGUGAAAUAUUUAUCGACUUGACAAUACCACCUGUGGCGUGUGGGAUGUAUAUGGUGUUUGGAAUUCUGUCUUCUGUCUACUGUUUCUUGAUAUAGGUAUUUCUACAAGGUGCUAUGCUAAGCUUACUUUUAAGCUGAUAAAGAUCUGAAUACUUUACUGUAUAUUAUGUUUGCUGAUUUGUACAUUUAUAACCACAUUCUCAUAACAGUCUCAUGUAUUUAUAUUGAAUUUAUAUCACGAGUGUGUGGAUUGGGUUUGUAAGACUGCUUGUUGUAGUGCUCAUAGAGUCGUUUGUGAUAUGUACCUAGCAUUGAGAAUGUAUAGUUGAUUUCUUGCGCAUUUAUAUAGGGGCUACCGAUUUUUCUAGUAAGGUGUUGUGAAUGGAUUUCACUUUUUUACUCCUCAUCUUUUAUUUCUGUCUUUUCUGUCUCUCUGUCUCUCUUUCAUCAAAAGGAACACUUUACCUCCUGAUCCAAGUCCUUAUCCAGGUGUUCUUAGACUUUUGAUUUUCAUGAUUCUCCACACCGGUGUCUGUAUUUUGACUGUUUUGAACUUCAAUAUGCAGCACACAGGAGAUGUGAGUUUGAUUCCCUUUUUGAGAACAUUUUUAUAAAGUGUUUUCGUUGUGCUGGGAUGUUUUAUCCCUCUCAGCUGGUGUUGGUCCUGUCAGGCAGGGUGCCUCCUAAAUGGUAUAAAUUGUAUGCCCCCGCCCAAGGAGAAUAUCGAGCAUCAAUGUAUAGAAUACCAUUCAUUAGUCAUACUUUAAACUUACAGAGUCCUUGUUGGUGUUAUGUGGAAGUAAAUGAUGACAUUGUCAUCAACCGGUGACACCAGCUACUUGUCAACACAGGACUGGCUCACUGGCCAGUUCCAUGGGCCAUUGGGAGACAAUGGGUGAAAUGAACUUAGCAUUGAAAGGGGCGUUAGAUCGAUGCCAAAUCCAAUUUCUCUCAAAAAGUGAAAUCAUCUCUCGAGUCUAUGCAUUUCCUAUGAACUAAAAUACUCAGUAUAGCUAUGCAUGUGUUACUUUAUUCUGCAAGUUAGUUUUUAAAAACCUGAUUUCACUGUAAUGUAUUAGCCAAACAUUAUUUCCCUAGGUGUUCCAAUGUUACUGUUGACACCACUUGUUUGUUUGUGAUAGUGAUACGUUAAACUAUCAUGACAUUGUUUGCUCAUCAAAAGGCCUGUGCGAUUCAUCAAAGUUGUGAAGAUGGAUGGAUCUGUAUCAUCAAUUAUUUUUAUUUAAUUGAUUAAAACUAAUGAAUUAAUUAAUCCCAUUUAAAUGUAUUACGGUAAAAUUAUUUUAUAGUACCCUUACUUAACAUUAAAGGGGGCAUAUUUUUAAAGGUACGGGAGCCUGAAAACAACUUAGGUACCAGGUAGAUACCCAUCUUAUGUGGGCUUGCAAAUUCUUACAAAUUUGCCUGAAUUGCCAUAUCUUUAUAAAGGUCUUUCUGUAAUAUUUUUAACCUAAUAAUGUUACUUUAAGUAAGUUAAUAUCAACAUAAUAUAAGUAAGUAAAUUUUGGCAGAAAAAUAUGUGCCCAAAUUUUUCAGAAACACUUUUCAGGUGCUAAAAUUCUUUCUUGACAGGAUGAAGCCAGUACUUUUGUCAUUUUUCAACCUGUUGUUCUAAGAGAAUCAUACUUAUGUCAGAUUGAGAGAGCAAGAUUCAUACCCACCACAUGCACUUAUAUAUAUUUAUGUGUUUCCAUUUCUUAUUCCCUUUAGUGUAUCGGUUUUCUGUGCUUAGUUUCUAACUCAGUGUGCAUGCUACUGUGUCAAGGAUGUAUUUUAGAACAAAUAAAACUGAAAUGAACCAAUCAAAUUUUUUAUCAUGCAUCCCCAAGGCCAAGUGUUGAAUUUUAGUGUUUUCUGAAAUCUGUGACCUCCCCAAAAAAAAUUGAUUUGAAGACUAAAGAAUAAAAAAGACUGGAUGUAUUGUUGUUUUAUGGUUAAAUUUCAGGAAUAUUAUAUAAUGGUAUUCUCCUCAACUCGCUUUCUCAGCAUGCAAAAAAUAUUAAAAAGAAUGAUACUA